AUGGACUUUAAGUCGCUGCCAGCUUUCCUGACGUGGAAGAAAGACCAGACAACAGUUUUUCUGCGAGUACUUGACUUUAACCUAGCCGGCCAAUCGUCCCUAGGAGCAUUAUGGUUCUGGGACCUAGAAGCGACCACCACGAUGAUCCGAGACACAUUCCUGGCUGACAACACCGUGACACUAAUCGACCUCAACGCUUACUCGGUGCGGCUUGGGGAUAAAUUCACCAAGGUUCUUGACGUGCUGGCGGACAGUUCAGUGCCUAUUGAUGGCACUGAAACAGAUUAUGGCACUACCAUCCUCAGGCUUGUCUUUAGCAAAGCUUCUGGAUAUAUCGCACGCUCGGAUUUCUUGAACUACAGACUACAUGGCGCCAAUUUCAAUUACACUGUCGUAUCCUUUUUGGAACCACUAUCAGUCGUUCCUGGAACAAACCCGAAUUGCGCAACUGCAAAGUUACCGGCAGCAGGUUUCGUCGAUUUGUUCGGAAAAUCAAUAGGUGGUGUCGUGGCGCGGAAGAAGUCAAAAACUCAUGGCGUGAACCAUCUACAGCGACACCUCGAUGAUGAGUUCUCAAAGCGGCUUUCGGGACUUUGGAUUGUCAAGCAGACUCCGACACAAUCCCGAGUGUUCUGGGUUCAGGGUCGUGCUGAUAUCGAGUCAAGUCGACAAUUCUACGAAGCUGCCAGGGCUCUGGAUAUCACGCUUGUUGUACUCGACCAACCUGGACAUUGGCUUGAGGAUGACAGCGGUCAGCAUGCACAUUAUCGUGAGGCCUUCAUCCCCAUGAGUGUCGAUGGCGAUGAAGGCUUGACUCAAAGAGUUGUCGAGGCUGUGAAAGCUUAUCCUCACAAGGUCGAUGGAAUCGUGACUAUCAGUGAUGUCCGAUUACCAUUGAUAGCUCGAGCCUGUGAAAUCCUAGGACUACCUACAUCAUCAUCUGCGGCAUACCUCUUGGCAGGCGAUAAGGGGGCGACUCGUGAGCUGGAGAACGUUGCUUCUCUCACUCAGGAGAGUUUUGUAGUGAAUGAGCCGGCUGAGCUUGAAAAGAUUCUUGUUGAAGAGGGAGCUUCUUUACAGUUUCCACUCAUCGUCAAGCCAUGUAGCGGGUGGAACAGUGAUUGUGUGACCAAGGUACGGACGCGAGAUGAGCUUCGUUCCGCAGUACAUCGUGCUUCGGCUAGGCACGCACUUUCGCCUAACCGCAGCACAAAGGUGGUCGUAGAACCAUACAUAGACGGGCCCGAGGUUGAUGUAAACUUCAUCAUCUUGGAUGGAAAAGUACUCUUCUGUGACAUCUCAGACGACUUCCCAAGCUCAGGUGAUCGUCCCGAUGACGAGAUCAGCGCCACAUCAGCCAACUUUAUGGAAACGCUCAUGGACGUCCCGACAAGCUUACCGAGCAACGAGCAAGAGGUUUUGAAAGCCGGGUUGACGGCCAGCAUCUCGCGUCUCGGUUUCCAGUCUGGUAUAUUCCAUUGCGAAGCACGCGUGCGGAAUUCUCGGGCGCACUAUCAACGAUCUGCCAACGGAAUCGUGGACAUGUACGUGUCGGAUCGUCUUGAGACUCUAGAAGCUCCAUCUUGCUAUCUACAUGAAGUCAACGCCCGACCUCCUGGUUACGUCAAUUGCGUGGCUGCACUCCUGGCGUAUGGCAUCGACUAUUACGCAAUCCGACUCCUCUUGAGCAUCGGUCCACGAGAAAACGAAAGAGUGAAAAUAUUGGCACAGCCAUUUCUCCACAGCAAGCCGCAAUAUGUGCUCGGUGUUGUUGUUCUUCCACCGACUCGUGCAGGUAUCAUGGCAUCAAACGAUGCAGUGGAGGACUUUCUGGUAGCAUACCCAGAUCUUCAAAAACACGUUGUCCACCACCAGACAAUCAUUAAGAAAGGGGACCGAGUACUUGGCCCGGAAUCCAGCGAGCUUUGGUGCGUGGGUUAUAUCACAGUGGGCAGCAGAAAGGGCAGACAAGAGUGUCUCGAACUCGUUCAACAAAUCAGAGAGAAAUUUGACUACAAACUCGAAGGUCAAUAG
Molecule: messenger RNA, 2034 nt
Organism: Ascochyta rabiei
Lineage: Eukaryota; Fungi; Ascomycota; Dothideomycetes; Pleosporales; Didymellaceae
Exons: 3
Coding region: 1-2034 (677 amino acids)
Molecular function (GO): metal ion binding; ATP binding
Source: RefSeq, a predicted model, not a curated record